Cotesia congregata is the source of this 576-nucleotide messenger RNA. Lineage: Eukaryota; Metazoa; Arthropoda; Insecta; Hymenoptera; Braconidae. The record is from the annotation of a GenBank genome assembly.
AUGAGUAAACGUCGUAAUGGUGAAUCUGCUGAGAAAAUGCAGUUUUAUGCUGAGAAGUUGAAGAAAUAUCAAAAAUUAUUGGAUGAAGUUAAAGAUCUUUCAGAUGAAAAGGAUUCUGAUGUUGAAUCUCACAUUGGCAAAGGCUCAGAUAAUGAUGAUCUGGAGUCUUUGAGCUCUAAUGGUGAAGUAAAUUCACAAACGACAUCUCGCGAGCUACAAGAGACGAAGGUUGACGUAGAGGAGCCGCCUACACAACUCAGUGAGAAGGCUUCGUUGUUGCUUGGUGUUGCCAAGCGUCAACUAAAGGAUCAGACCUUUAAUUUUCAUCCAGAAUUAGCAGCCUGCUGGAAUGAAAUUCUGGACUCUGGUUUGGAUGCGAAGAUCAAAAAAUCUUUUGAGGAAACUUACCCGAAUAAAGGUGAUUGUUCUUUGAUUGCCCCGGAAUUGAAUCCAGAGUUACUUCCUUUUCUUCACAAGACUGCUAAGAGUCGGGACAAAUACCUGGUCUCAAGUCAAGGAUCUUUGUGGCCGAGGUUUAGUCGCACUCGGAAAAUCUAUUUGUGCAAUUUUCGAUGA